AUGUCGACCAGCAAGAGACUUCCCACAACUUCCGAUUUCCCGUCCUCAUGGACUCUGACCGUAUCUCCUGCUCCGAGCUCGCAACGGCCAACAAACAUCCUGAUUCUCCUUCAUGGCCUUGGUGAUGCUCAUCUUCCGUUUGCCCAGCUUGGCACCCAGAUGAAUCUCCCUGAGACAGCAUGCGUCUCUAUCAAAGCUCCUGAACCUCUUCCCUUUGAAGCAUCUUCUUUUCACUGGGGUGACGAUGUCAUUUUUGACAAUACAGUCGGCACCAUUGAUCCUGACGGUGGCUUCAAAAGAGUAGUGCCUAGACUGGUCAAGGAAGUCAUUGAGGACACUUUGAUCAAGAAAUGUGGUUAUCAAUCUCGUGAGCUGAUGCUCUUUGGAUUCGGUCAAGGCGGUAUGGUAGCUCUCAACAUCGCAGUAAGUAUGGAGAAAGAGCUAGGCGGAGUCAUCAGUGUCGGUGGCCCUCUACCUAGCGAAGCUCCUGCAUCUCUUUCCCCUAAGCGCAAGACUCCAAUUCUGGUCUGUUCUGGUAAUGACAGCCCUUGGGUCACUUCAUCAGCUGAAGACAAGCUCAAAGCUGUCUUCGAGUCUGUUCAGCUUAAUCGCUACAAGAGGUCUGGAGACACGAUGCCGAGGAGUCGUGAUGAGACGUACCCCAUCAUGCAGUUCUUUGCUAGGCGCCUUAAAAGCUCAGCAGGUGUUCCAGAGGGCAGUGUUGAGUUGACAGCUUGA
Aureobasidium melanogenum CBS 110374 is the source of this 738-nucleotide messenger RNA. RefSeq names its product alpha/beta-hydrolase. Gene Ontology annotation, molecular function: carboxylic ester hydrolase activity; palmitoyl-(protein) hydrolase activity. Gene Ontology annotation, biological process: protein depalmitoylation. NCBI's taxonomy places the organism in Eukaryota, Fungi, Ascomycota, Dothideomycetes, Dothideales, Saccotheciaceae. Gene Ontology annotation, cellular component: cytoplasm. The transcript has 3 exons. The record is from RefSeq and is a predicted model, not a curated record. The coding region runs from base 1 to 738 and encodes 245 amino acids.